Messenger RNA from Camelus dromedarius (Arabian camel), 5405 nucleotides. It is a transcript of the gene ARMC12, whose product is annotated as armadillo repeat containing 12. Bases 4349 to 5365 code for a protein of 338 amino acids. Gene Ontology annotation, cellular component: nucleus. The transcript is spliced from 6 exons. The record is from RefSeq and is a predicted model, not a curated record. Lineage: Eukaryota; Metazoa; Chordata; Mammalia; Artiodactyla; Camelidae.
AGGACUCCAGAGUUGCUCAAGGCAGUUAAAUAGGUUUCAGGAGAUGAGACUGAUUAACCUGAAGAAGACCAGGGUGGGAGGGGUAGACAGUGAAAUGGAAGGGGCUGAAUAAGGUGCCUUUCAGGCCUCACAGAGGCCCGCCAUCCGUAUGCUCACUGCCUUCCCACACCCAACAUUAUUGUCUAGGUGAAACCUGCUUAUAACAGGAAUUAUUCUAGUUACAUUUGGGGAGCUCUGUGUGCUGGGCACUGUUCCAAGUACUUAAUCCUCUCAAAAAACCCCAAGAUGUAGGUAUUGUUAUUCUUCCCAUUUUAUAGGUGGGGAAAAUGCGGCACAAAGAGAUCACAAAUCUAAGUCAGUGGCUGAGCUGGAUUUGAACCCCAGCAGUCUGGGUUGAGCCCACACUCUCACUUGCUAAAUAAACUGCAACUAACAUGAUGGGAACAUCAACCUAUAAGGUAGAAAGCUGGUGCAGGUGACAGAAAGGUGUGUCCUAGGGCAGCCUGUCAACUUUUGCAUUGGGGAGGGUGGGUAAGAAACUGGGGCUUGGUUGUGUGUAUAUGGAAUCCUAGACUUCUCCCUAACCAAUAUUCCAAACUUCUGGAUUUUACAGAAAAAAAAUGAAACAAGAAAACAAAAGCCAAGUUCUCACAAAGAGUUGCAGCCUCAAUUUAUGCUCCCUAGGAACCUUCAAAACACAACUACCAUCUGUUAUCACCAUCAUUUCAUAAAAGCAAGUCCAUUUUAAUCCUCCUCAAAAUAAGUCAGACAUCAUCUGAAUCAAAAGCAGUUACUGCCAAGAAAGGACAGUCAUUGACUUUCCACCACCAACUAGACAUUCCUCCAUAUUUUUUCAUCAUGCUGUGGACUAGUGAAAAUCUCACACUGGUGAUGCCUCUGCUUUUAAUCUCUCUGAAUCAUUUGAGGGCAGAACCAAAAGAAAUGGGCUUAAGUGUAGCAGGAGGGAUUUAGGUUAGAGCCAAGAAAGAAUUUUCCUCUCCUGGAGAUCUUUAAAGAGCAGGUGAGUACUGCAUUUGCUUAGGUUGUGAGGGUUGCAGGAUCAAUACCAUGGCCAGUAGCUCUGCAUCCCACCUCAGACAAGGGCAAGAACUUUGUUUUGAAGGACCUAGUCUCACAUCCACCAGGGUAGCCUUGGAACCUGAAAUAGUUCCAUCAGGCAGCCAUUUCCUGCCCAGAGUUCAUGGGACUUGAUAGGUGGUCCCCAGGCAGUGAGGCACCCACUGUUGGGUGGCACCCCCAGGCCUGUAAGCCUUGAAACUGAAGAGCGAGCCUGGGGACAGCAACAGACAUCGAUGAUGCCAAAUAGUGGAGAGGCAGUAUAACCACAGACCUUAGUAUGAUGGUGCCUUUCUCCAGUCCGGGGCCCAGGUUAAUUACCUUAGUAGUCUCAGGUGGGACCAGGUAUAAAACAGGUGAAGUCUCUGAAUCCCUUUCUAAUCCUAUUCCCCGCAGGAUGGCAAACCCAAACCAUCAGGACUUACCAGGCAGUCCCAGGACCAUCUUAUGUGUUCCCCUGGGGGUAGAUCCUGUGGCAAGGGCAAAAGUGAAUUAUUGUCCUGACCAAUAGUUGGCCACGGUCCUUUGGUAGUCAGGAAUUGAACUCAGAUUGCAUUGACUAGUUGCCUGUGGAUUAACAUGGCACUGGGACGAUUGCACCUGGGAUGUUCAGCUAUAGUUCAUAGGGCUUGUGUUAGCCUCUGGUCCGCCUGUUGAGAGAGUGGGUUUCCAUCUCAAUUGUUUAAGUAGUCCAUUGGUCCUUUCCAUUAGCCUAGCAGCAGUGGGGUCGAAAGGCAGGUGGAAAUGCCACUGUAUAUCCUUUUUAUCAGCCUAUUCCUGAACUUCGUGGCCAGUAGAGUGGAUUCCUUGGUCACUGUCAGUGUCCACGGGGGUUCUAUAUGUCACACACAAGCGGUUCUAGACCCAAAACAGAGUUUAUUUGCGUUGUUAGAUGACUGAAGUGGGCCUUUUGUAAUGUCUUCCACUUGUCGUAGCACAUUGUAGACUGCAUACAGCUGUAGUUCCAUCACACUGUGUCAUUGCUUUGCCCUUUUCCAUAGCUGGGACCAGAAGCCCAAGGGCACUCUUAUUUUGUCGUUGCCCCAGGCCCCAACCAAACCCUUCCAGGUAACUGGCAACGUUCAAUUCACAAGCCUGUCCCUGAGUUAAUAUCCCCAAAAGCCUGUGUCUAAUUGUUUAGGGGUGAGGAGUUGGGGUUAUCCUUGUCUUUUGUAGAUAAUCCUGGUCCUUGGAUUUUGUCUGUAUUCACCAGCCAUCCCUAUGCAGUCAGAUGAGCCAUGAGUGUGGAGCAGCUACUUUUAAGUUAUAAAGAGACCCUGAGGUUCAGAGGAUAUCAAAGUAAUGGAAGAGAAAGACAUCAUUCAUGGUAGUCAGCUACCACGGGGCCCCAGCUGCUAGUGGACGGUCACAGUCACUCCUGCGACUCUCCGUUCUCCGUCCUCACUUCCUGACAUCUUGGUGCUUGCAGGAGUUUCCUCGGCCUCUUGGCUGGCUUGCCAACUGUUGGGCUGCAACCCAUGGACCUGCAGGAGAUAGCGACAGAGACAUCAGUGGUUUAUGGGCAGGGGAUCUUAAGCAAAAGGUCCUGGAGUGAUAACCUCCACCGCGUAUGGCAGAAAGAAGGUGGGAUAGCAGCCCUUUUCACUACUCGGGGGAGAAGGAGGCUACCAUUUAUAGCGGGAAUUGAUGUCACCUUGGCUCCUCAGGUACCAGGGAAACCAGCAGCUUGGGCACAUCCCUCACAGCCAUCAUAGAUUAAUUACCAUCACUGGGGUAGAUGUUUCCUUUUAAUAAACUUGCAGGUGGAGCCGUUCUGGCCUAGGGAUUAGAUCAGGGCAAGCACAUUCACGUGAGUGGGUGCAGGUGAAGAAAGGACUGGUGGAGCAGGGGAUGUACAGAGAGCAAGAGAACAGCUAUCUUGAAUGGCCUGACCACUCACCUUAGGGCUGUGUAGAGGGCUAAGAACCACCUAGGAAUGACCCUUGAGGAGACCUAAGGCUGGAAGAGAGGAAAGGAAGAGAAUGGCCCCCUCAGAAUGUUGCCUGGAGUCUGGGGUGAGAUAGAUGAAGGCUCAGUGGACAGACCUGGCUGACUGCGGCAUCCUUGGGAACAAUUUUUUCCUAUUUCCCCACUGCCUUCAAGCCCAGGUGCAGCCCAGGGCCCAGAGCCUUCCAACAGCAGCUCAAAGCCAGGCAGGUGAAGCCCUGUGCUGGCUUGGACUGAGCCUGGCUUAGGCUCCUCCCUGCUCUGUACCAGAAGGUGAGGCCAGAGGGUGUGGGGACACUAGGGGCAGUGGGGAAGAGAAGGAGGGAAGGGUCUAGUCUCACCUGCUCCAGCCUAGUGGUAGAGACCAAGGCCUCCAAAGUUGGGUUCUCAUCCUCCAGGAUUUUCUGACUCCAGAGGAAGCCUCCAGCUUCAUCCUACCCUGUGUGUAUGUUGUGGGGGCAAUGGGGUGUGAUACUUCCAGAUUUAGACCUCCGUGGUUUAGUAGCACAGACCUACCCACAGUUUAAUCCUGGAGUUUUAGAAUGCUAAAUCUGGAUCCUCUUAAGUUACAGUUGCAGAAACAGACUCAGGCAAGGGCAAUCCCUCCUGCUCCAGAAUCACACUGGUUACAUGGGCCUGGAGCCCCUGCAUCCAGAUUCUCUGAUCUUGUUCUGUCCUCAAAGAAUGACAGAAGCUAUAACUUUAGCAUCUACUAAGUGCAGGACUCUGUGCUGGCUGUUGGAGAUGCAGAGACAGCUGCCUUCAGGAGCUUUUGGUUAGCAGGUACGUAUACACUGCUUUUUAUCCUCCAAAGGAAGGAUAAAAUGUUCUACCUACAGAAACACCCCAGGCCCAGAAGUGGAUCUAUGGUAAAGAGAUCAAAGAUGGCAGGGCCAGGCAGGCAAGUGAGGGAACAGGACUGUCAGUGGUCACCCCCCUCCCUCCUCCAACUUCAAUGGCCCCAGCCCAGAAAUUGGGCCUCUGCUGCCCUCUAAUGGAAGAAAGGCAGCCCGUGGAGCUGCCUGCUGGGGCCCGAACAACCUGGUCCACUAAAGAAAAGGGGAUGAGGACAUUCCUGCUCCCAAAUUUUUUAUUCUACUAGAGUCUUGAGCUUUGUUUCCAACAGCCUCUGAAGCUCCCUGGCUGCCCUGGGUCCCCACCACCACCCUCCAUCCCACCAUUUCCCCCGUUUCCUUUGUUGCCCGGGUUCUGAUUCUGGUACCCUGGUUCCUGGCCCUGCCAGAGUUCUAGUUCCGGAAGGCCUUUGCCAGAUGCCUCAGGCCUAGCUCCCACCCGGGCGCAAAGCUGCACUGAAGACUCGGGCAUGUGCUGCAUCCCCCAGCGCCUGGGGCAAAUGGACAUCUACAAAGGUGUAGUGAGCCUGGCCACAGGUGCUGGGGCCAUCUACCUGCUCUACAAGGCCAUCAAGGCUGGCAUCAAAUGCCAGCCACCCCUCUGCACUACCUCGCCCAUCUGUAUCGCCCGCCUGGCAAUCGAGCGAGAGCGGCACGGGCGGGACUCAGGUGAGCUCCGGAGGCUCCUCAACUCUUUGGAGUGCAAACAGGAUGUGUACGCCAAGAGCAUGAUCCUGCACAGUAUCACGCGCUGUGUGUACUUGCUGGAGUCCGAGGCCUCUGCUUGUACUAAUGAUGACAUCGCAUUGGUGGGCUCCAUGCUGGAUGACAAGGACAACAGUGUCAAAAUCCAAGCUCUGAACACGCUUAAAGCUUUCUCUGGCAUCAGAAAAUUUAGGCUUAAAAUCCAGGAACACUCCAUCAAGGUCCUGGAACUGAUCUCCACCAUCUGGGACUCGGAACUGCACAUUGCAGGCCUCAGACUCCUCAACAACAUGCCGCUGCCUGACUUUGUACAUCCACAGCUGCGCCGGGUGAUGCCUGCCUUGAUGGAGAUCCUGCAGUCAGACUAUAUCCUGGCACAGGUGCAAGCCAUACGACUGCUGAGCAACCUGGCACAGAAGAACGACCUGCUCUAUGAUAUUCUCAACUGCCAGGUGCAGUCCAACUUCCUGAACCUGUUCCAGUCCACACAGCCUGGGAGUCUGCUGUUCGAGGUGCUGGUGUUUGCAGAGCGGCUGAGCGAGGGCCGGAGUUCACCCCACUACCGGGCCGUGAAAUGGCAUUACAACGAGCAGUCUGUGCAUGAAGCUCUCUUUGGCGAUGAUUCACGGCUGGCAGACCGGCUGCUCGCCUUGGUCAUCCACCCUGAGGAGGAUGUUCAGAUCCAGGCCUGCAAGGUCAUAGUCAGCCUGCAGUGCCCGCCGGAAGUGGGAGUCCUGCCCUCCUGCCCACCCAGUCAUUCCUGCUUUAAUAAUGGAGAAUAAAAUUACGGAGAGCCAAUAAAUGAGUAUGGGAGAGAAGCUU